Uncinocarpus reesii 1704 is the source of this 1782-nucleotide messenger RNA. RefSeq lists its product as uncharacterized. Gene Ontology annotation, cellular component: phosphopantothenoylcysteine decarboxylase complex. NCBI's taxonomy places the organism in Eukaryota, Fungi, Ascomycota, Eurotiomycetes, Onygenales, Onygenaceae. Gene Ontology annotation, molecular function: phosphopantothenoylcysteine decarboxylase activity; FMN binding. The record is from RefSeq and is a predicted model, not a curated record. Gene Ontology annotation, biological process: coenzyme A biosynthetic process. Bases 1 to 1782 code for a protein of 593 amino acids. The transcript has a single exon.
AUGAAAGCAGGCCAAAUGAGGUUAUUGAAUUCCCCGAGCAGGCACCACAAUCGCGUCCUUUUAUCCACGAGCACCCCUUUUUCUGAUACGGUGAUGCGUUCUCUACUCCGUGACCCCGAUAUCGAGCUUCGUUUGAUUGCGGAUAGGGACCUAGAUGAUACAGUUUGCAGUGUGGAAAACCUUUUGUAUUACCCGGAUGUCCCGCAAGCCGAAACAUAUCGAAAUAGGAGAGAAUGGAUGAACAUUACAGCGGCGAGCCUUGCUGACUGGGCAGACGUCUUUAUUGUUGCCCCGGCGGAUGCUGGAACGCUUGGUGCUAUGGUCUCGGGCUUAACUUCAAGCCUGACCCUGACUAUUCUCCGUGGAUGGGACGUAUCCAAAACCAUUUUGUUAGUGCCUAAAAUGAUGCAGCUCGAAUGGAAGUCUCCCAUCACAGGAAGACAACUGGAUGAGAUCCGUACCUUCUGGCCGUGGGCUAAAAUCCUUCCUCCUGUCUUGUCAAGGUUCGAACCGCCUGAGACGCUGGUAGAAAUGCCGUGGGAAGGACGGGAGAUGUUUUAUGAGGAGAUUAGAAAGGGGCUUGGGUGGCCGUUCAAUGUAAGCGGAAUUGAGGGCAGCAUUGGCAUUGGAAAUGGAGCAGUAAUGCCGGGCAUUAUCGAUACACAGUCUUGCGAUGUUGGACAAAGUACUCCCGAAAUACCUGACGAUCGCUCCGAAAGUACAACCCUAAGGAAUAGUACUCCCGGCAGAGAUCCCCAUGGCCCUGUCCUUCCGCCGGAGCUCUUGACGAUGGUGUUUGAGGCGUUGAAUGACUGGGAAACGGCGGCAGCGGUUGGAGUGUAUUCAAAAAUUCCAAUGCCGGAGCAUUGGAAGCCCUUCGUUCCGAAAUCUGAUUGCCCAACUGCGCCCGUCUCGCUUGAACACACGAUCCUUCGAAAACCAUUGCACGAAAUCACACAACUAAUAUCGGCUGCUCCUCCCUGGAAACCCCUUUCCAAUCUCGCAGCCCACUUAAUCUUCAAGUUCUCCCGAACUGACAUCCUUGACUAUAUCUGUCAAUCCAGAAUUGACCUGUAUUGGUCAACGCCGCGGCUAUCAAGCCUUCCACUUCGUGUGUCUGCGGUUUACGGUAACACAGCUCUUCUAGAGUGGUGGCGAAACUGCCCCGAAUUGCCGACGAAUGAUUACCUUCCUGAUGCGCUCGAUGGAGCGUCCCGUGCCGGGUUCGUGCAUGUCCUAGAAUGGUGGCGUAAUUCCGGACUACCCCUUCGGUACAGCGAGCGAGCUCUCGAGUCUGCCUCUGCUGAAGGCCAUAUCGCUGUUCUGGACUGGUGGAAGCGCGCCUCUGAGGCGUCGGCUUACUUUGACCCCGUCCCACUCAAAAUCGGAAAAUCAGUUCUACUUGCAGCGCAGUCUGGUAAGACAGCGUCACUUGUAUGGUGGGACGAAUCAGGCAUCCCCUAUUCGCAUGGUGAAUCCGUCGCUCGCAUUGCAAGUACACAUGGCCAUGUUCCGGUAUUGGAACUCUGGUAUAGACUGAAGGGGUCGAAGAUCAUUUUUGACAACCAAGUGCUUGUUGGAGCGACGAAGAAUGGACAUGUUGACGUGCUCGAGUGGUGGCGUCGGAGUGGCUUGCGCGUCGAGUUCAAAACCUGCGAUAUUGAAGAGGCGCUGGAAGACGCCGUGUCGGGUGCAGAGGAACGAGUUCGUCGCUGGUGGGAGCGAAAUGGAUUGAAUCUAGGCGUGGGAACGAGCGAAUGGAUGGAGGUGAAGGUCUUGUGA